CAACGCAAUUUACGUCACAGCCGAGGCACGCCCCUCCCAGCUGAGGAAAGGAAAGUGAAACAAGUUCACAACUGCGUUGCAGCAGGACUGAAGGUUGUACAGGAUGUAUUCAGAUGAGGAUUUCUCUCUGGUCUCCGAUGACGACCCGUCACUCAAACUUAAAUCUAUUCAAAGCAACAUCGACAAGUUGAAGGCAGAGCACGUUGCCCUGUUGAAGGACCAGAUGAUGCUCAUUGAAGCCAAAACCAGUAACCAGCAGUUCACCCAGGAGUUCCAGCAGCGAACCGAUGCUAUGAGAAAGCGUCUGGAGGACGAGAAGAUAUUCCAAGCCAAGGCAUUGAAGAAAGAACAGGAAAAACUGGCAGAUCUGAAAAAGGAGGAGAGCAACCUGAGUAUAGAGCUUCUGAAGAUCAAGCAGGAGUUGGACGUAAUGGACGAAACCCACCAGAGCUUGAAAGAGCAGACUGAGGUGUCCACUGCGGUGCCGGAGAAGAAGGUCGUAUUUAACGGCGAGAUGGCUGAAGGAGCUGAUGCACUGAGCUUUGAUGUAAAACCUCACAUCGUGUACCCCAUGGAGGGAGGCACGGCGUUUAUCACCUUCGAGGAGGAAGAAGUUGCUGAAAAGAUCUUGGCUCUGAAGGACCACACAGUGCACCUCGGGGAGUGUAGCAUCACCGUGCGGGCCGAGCCGGUGCAGUUUCUCGUACCAGACCGUGUUGAGAUGGACACUCAAGUUUGUCCUCACCGCAUCCUGGUCUCCAACCUGCCCAAGAAAGAGCGUGUGGAUCGCAUCCUGGACAAGCUGGAGAUUCAUUUCUCCAAGACGAGAAACGGAGGAGGCGAGGUGGACGAAGUAGUCAUGCUGGAAGAUUCUGGCAACGUGGUCAUCAAAUUCCUAGACGACAACAUUGCCAAGGGUCUUACAGAUAAACAGAUGCAUGAGGUUGAGAUGGACAGAGGAAAGAGAUGCAAGAUAAAGGUCACGCCCUUUCUCAACGGCGAGAUCACGCUUCUCAAGACAUGUAACACGACCUGCUCUAAGACCGUGCUGCUGACAGGAAUCCCCGCCGUGAUGGACAAGGACAACCUGCAGGACCUGCUGGAGAUCCACUUCCAGAAAUCCGCCAACAGCGGAGGAGAAGUGGACGCGAUCGUCUACAACCCGCUGGGCGAGAGAACCCUUGCCGUGUUCGAAGAGGACACGUCCAAACCGGAGUAGAACCAUUAAAGUGGACCGAGAUGGAUCAAUCCGACGCUGAUAUUCGGGAGUUACGUAACGGAGGUCUUUCCUCUAGAUGUGUGCCAAACCUAAUACUUACUUGAUUUAUGAUGACAAUAUUUCUUUAAAAAUUCCAAAUUACUGCUCAUUUACCUGCAUAUACCUGUAUCUAAGUGGACCUUGUUGGCAUCGCUCUCAGGGUGCCAUCACUUCUAAGGUUUAGAGUAACAGGGUUGAGUUCUUGAGCACUGAAUUAGCAAACGUGCUAAAUAUUUACGACAUAUAUGACUAGCAUCCGUGCUAAUGGGACCAAGACAUAAAGGAAAUUUAAACAAUUGACUUAAGCUAUGCUUUUUCUUUCAAUCUAUAAUUUGGGUUAAGUGGGUUGUACUUUUCAAAAUGACCUCAGUCAAUAUAUCACUGACAAUAAAGAAAAAACCAAGGACUUAA
Ictalurus punctatus (channel catfish) is the source of this 1669-nucleotide messenger RNA. It is a transcript of the gene ifi35, whose product is annotated as interferon-induced protein 35. The transcript has 10 exons. Bases 104 to 1219 code for a protein of 371 amino acids. Gene Ontology annotation, molecular function: RNA binding. The record is from RefSeq and is a predicted model, not a curated record. Gene Ontology annotation, cellular component: nucleus. NCBI's taxonomy places the organism in Eukaryota, Metazoa, Chordata, Actinopteri, Siluriformes, Ictaluridae.